AUGGAUUUCAGCAGAACUUGCUACUCCAUAGCUACUCGACUUGGGCAAAAGGUAGAGAAGGAGGAUGUGGCAGCUGAAGUGGAUCUAAAGAAGGAUGACAUGAAUCAUGUGGCACUCGUCAUGUGUACAUGUGUUGUAAGGAUUAAUAGAAACGGUAUUGUUGUUGAUCACAUUCGAACACAAAGUGAGGUGGAAGAUAAGGAAUGGGUGUCAACUGUUGAAUAUCGUGCUCGCUGGAUUGCUCUUUUUGGGUGUUUUGUGGCUUCAAAUUUUGAAUGUGUGGUUGCUUUAGUUUAUGCAGAUUAUGAUUUGUCUAGUAGGAAAACUUUAUAG
This is a messenger RNA of Dovyalis caffra, 333 nucleotides long. The record is from the annotation of a GenBank genome assembly. Lineage: Eukaryota; Viridiplantae; Streptophyta; Magnoliopsida; Malpighiales; Salicaceae.